AUGCAGGCAUACGAUGACGAACAGCGCGAUAACGUGUCCCACGGAAAUUUAGCCUCCCAACAUCUUAUUCCAGCAAUUUGGGAGGCGGCUUUCUGCACAUAUCUGGCCAAAUACCUCACUCCUGGCUGGCUGAAGGAGUCAACUUAUAAUGGAAGCGGUUCGCUGAACGGUGCUAGCGCUAAUCUUCCCAAAAUUAUUGUCACAGAGCGUCGACGCAGCUCACGUCUUCGAAGUACGGAGAAUGGAAGCACCAGCAGUACCCCCAAUACGACAACCGACUCUCAUUCCGACGUGUUCGCCUCCCCAAUUCAGAGACCUCGUCAAUUGCACACUACUAGUGGUGGAAUCGAUAGCGAUCACACAGCUCCUAGUAUUGCGUAUCUUCCACUAUUCUCCCAUCUACGGGAAAUGCUCACAACUGAGGCCGAACUUGUCAUGAAUGAGGCGGUGCUACAAUCUCUUAGUGUAAGUGCCCUGAUUUUUACCUUGAUCCGAAGUUAUUAUGAAAACCACGGCCUAGCGAUAACCGGUUAUGAACGAUUUUAG
This is a messenger RNA of Rodentolepis nana, 546 nucleotides long. The record is from the annotation of a GenBank genome assembly. Lineage: Eukaryota; Metazoa; Platyhelminthes; Cestoda; Cyclophyllidea; Hymenolepididae.